AUGGCAGUGUUGUUUUCCAAUUUUGUCAUCAUUACAACAGCAUUUCUCUUUAGGAUCAUGCUAAAGAGACGUUUAUCUUGGGUGCAGUGGGCUUCUCUUGUGAUCCUGUUUCUCUCCUUUGUGGCCAUGAAAACCGGGACUGGAGAGAGUCAGAACACCAUCGCUGGGAGACAAGCCCCUGAACAGCAACUCUACAGCAUCUUCAUACAGAACAGCAAGCUGUACAUCUCCGGGGUGGCUUUUAAUGGCCUCACAUUGGUUUUAAACUCUGACUACCGGUCCCUAGCCCCACACUGUGGGUUAUUCCUUGGGCACAAUGUCUACUCGCUGGCCCUCACCUUUGUCACGGCUGCCCUGGGAUUGUCGGUGGCAUUCAUCCUGAAAUUCAGGGACAACAUGUUCCAUGUACUCACAGGCCAGGUAACCACCAUUCUCAUCACCACAGCUUCAAUCUUUAUAUUUGACUUCAAGCCCUCCCUGGAUUUUUUUGUUCAAGCCCCUGUUGUGCUGAUGGCUAUAUUCAUUUACAACGCCAGCAAGCCUCAGGACACAGAGACAAACACUCUGCAGCAAGAGAUGCUGAGGGUCAUCAAUGGUGAAAUCUAUGAACAGUCCAGAGGGGAUGGAGAGGAACUGAAGAGGCUAACCAAGCCCAACACGAACUCUGACACUGUACAUUCGUUUCAGCUUCUGCAUCUCUAACAUGCUCAGAUACUAAGAGCAUCAGUGACCUGUGCUGGUGCUGUGAAGCCAUGUUGUCAAGUGAACUUCACUUGUCUGUGAUGAGAGCAAUACAGCUGGAAAUAUAAAAAGAUAACGGUUAUAAAAGGAAUUGAUGUGAGGUGCCAAGGACAUUCCUGCACAUUGCUCAGGCAGUGGACAUUGUGACAGUACUGUUUCCUGCACCCAUUUCAUACAACACAGCCACAAUUUACAACAAGACAUUCCGAAUCAUUAUUAGUCAAAAGUGUUCGCUAUCAUUGAUUCAUUUCCAUUUUUGAGUGGCUUUUAUUUAUAUAAUUAAAUGUGCAUUUAAACUGUGGGAAGACUGUAAACAUGCUAAGUAUUCUUUGUGUUGUGCAGCUUGUGGCAUUCUCCAAGGUCACAUUUCAUUUUUUUGAAAACCGGUUUCUGUCUUAUUUUUAACUACUGUAAUGUUUGUCUUGGCACAAUGUUGUAAUAUAUAAAUAAAUACAUAAUUAUAAAAAACCUAAAGGAGAAACAGGACUACUUUUUGUGUUUUUUUUUUUUUUUAAUAGCUUACCAAAUCUGUUUACAUGUGCACGGUUAAAUGAUCAGUUUUAAAAAGAAAGCAAUAACUAAAUAUCCUUCUUAUGUCCAGAAUAACGCAUGCUAAUUGGUGUAUAAACCUCUGCCUUAGACCCUCCUAUACUCAUGACCUGCAUUGCGCUACUCUCCUGUAUUCUGGGCUGACUAGACCCAAGAAUGUUGCAGAUGGUACCUUGCGCUAGACUUUGUUAUCUACAGUAAAGCAGGUGUUACUGUUGCAAUGCCCUCCUAAUAUGAAAUUUACCCCACAUUUGUCAGCAAAAAUUACAUUUUUUAAAUGGCUGAUUAUAAACAGUUUUUACUCUGUCUUGCAUGUGCUUUUGAUAGCUUAUAAGUUUGUAUUAGAACACAUCCAUGCAUAAAAAAAGACACAUUCCAUGUUUUCAAAUAUUGACUUUCCUUUUUCAUGUUGUAUCAGCGGUACAGUAUCUGAAGAGUGAUACAGCUGUGAUCCAUACCUGCUUUUAAUAUAUGAAAUAAGGAGUCAAUAUCCAAUAAAUACAAAUGUAACAUAAAAAAAAAAUUAAAAGUGUCUUUCUUUUUUAUUUGUCUACAAUACAAUGUCCAUGGCUUAGAAAUAACCCUUUCACAGCUGCCUGAUCACUUUAUCCACUCUUACUCACAUUGGUGCUUUAAU
Molecule: messenger RNA, 1927 nt
Organism: Polyodon spathula (Mississippi paddlefish)
Lineage: Eukaryota; Metazoa; Chordata; Actinopteri; Acipenseriformes; Polyodontidae
Product: probable UDP-sugar transporter protein SLC35A5
Biological process (GO): pyrimidine nucleotide-sugar transmembrane transport
Cellular component (GO): Golgi membrane
Molecular function (GO): pyrimidine nucleotide-sugar transmembrane transporter activity
Source: RefSeq, a predicted model, not a curated record